AUGAGUUUAGGUUCUUCAGAAUAUUCAGUAGAAAAUUAUUGGAAAUAUAUUUAUGUAUCGUUGCUGAUUUUCUCGUUAUGCUCAGCUUCAGUCAUACCCAUAAUUUAUACGUACUCCCCGAAGUGUAGACAUCACCCGGCAUAAAUUGUUCUGAUAUUAUGUAGAAUAAUUUAUAUUUUAGGUAUAUUGGAAAUGAUAACCUGCUAUUAACUAUUUCUAGACAGUGUUAAUUUUUAAGAACUGAUUUAAUUCUUAGACAAUGUUAUUGGCUACAAUAAAAUGAGGGAAUAUUAUGUAUUUGGUUUUGGUUCGAUUUCGGAUGAAACAUUAUGUUAAAUAAAUCAAUCUCUUGUGUUUUUCGGAUUCUUAGCGCAAUUAAAUUAUUAUGCAAUUCUGACAUUAGAUUUUAUACUAACUUUAACUAAACCCUUCUUGAAUACUAAAAUGAAGCAACUUUCAUAUAAUUUGGGAGCAUCCUUUGUGACUUUGAUAAUGUUUUAUUUGGAGAAAGAUUCACUUGAAGUUACUUGUAAAGGAAUAGGUGCGAGAUAAGUCUCUUAGGUUUUUAAACUUCAGAUGAUGGUGAUAACUGUAUUAUUAGCCAUUUCAAUCUAUGUUGGAAUCAAAGACUUAAAAAAAAUGAAGAAAAUCAAUAAUGUGGUGAAAGAAAAUAGAAAGAAAUUUUUUUACAAUCAUCUAUACUUAUUUCUGACUUUGUCGAUAAUGUGGAGUCUCCCUCUCAUAAUGACGACAUUGAGUGAGCAGAGUCGAGUCCACAAAUUAAUCAAUAAAAUAUAUUUUGCCAUUAUGCUUUUACAUCGUAUAGUUUUAUCUCCAUAUUUAGCAACAAUUUUAUUAUGGAUCCGACUUCGUGAACCCUAUUUUAAGAGUAGAACAUUCCUAUUAAUUGCCACAAUCUUUUGUAAAAGAAGGUGGAAAGAAAAUAAAGACAAAAAUGUUGAUGAUAGUAUUAUGGAACAAUGCUAACUGCCUCUCAGUAAGUUAGUCUAAGAAUAAACGAAUUAAGAAACAGUAUCUAACAUUUUAAGUUCAAUACUUAAAAUUGUUACUUACGAUGAAAAAAUUACUGAUUUACACAAAUAAUGUAAAUACAAAAAGCAAUUCAGAUUUUCAUCCAACAAAAGUGAUCAGCUUUAAAAUGAGUCUUAAUCUCCUUUGAUACAUUCAAUCAAUUACUCAUUAGAAUUAACAUUGCCAUUCUAAAUUAAAGAAUACGCUCCAGCAGUAUUUCAAGAUAUCAGAGAAAAAAAUGGGAUUUGUUAUAAAUAAUUUCAAAAUUCUUUGAGGUUAGAUCAGAAUUAAAAUCAAAUUAAAAAGACUCAAGAAUCUUUGGGGAAAAGUGGAUCAUUCUUCUUUUAUACUUAUGAUAAUCUUUUUGUCUUGAAAACCAUUACAUAGUCUGAAAUUAGGUUAAUUUAAGAAUUUUUGGAAGACUAUUACAAAUAUAUCAAUAGAGAGUAAACAUUUUUGGCUAAAUUUUAUGGUCUGUAUUCGAUAAGUAUAGAAGGGUUCUCCUAAAUUCAUUUGUUGCUUAUGGAGAACAUAUUUGAGAAAAUUCCCAAAGAAAGAAUAGUUUAUGAUUUGAAAGGAAGUCUUGUGAACAGAAAAUAAAAUGUUAAAAACAGCUAAGUUGUUGACCUCACAAGUUCUUUUGCUUAAUAUUUACCUUAGGAAGGUGUUUUAAAGGAUCAAAACUUCAUCAAAUCAACAGAUAUUUUUAUUCAAUUGAAACAAUAAGAUAGAGAUAAUUUAUUUAAUAUUCUUAAAGAUGAUAUUGAUUUCCUUCUUAAAAAUAACAUUAUGGAUUAUUCAUUGCUCAUUGCUGUCUGUUACAACAACAUUAGUAAGGGAAAACGUGUAUAUUGUAAUAGCAGCAAAUGCUUUUGCUUUGGUUUGAUUGAUUAUACCUAAAAAUUCACAUUCAAAAAGAAAUUGGAAUACUUUUACAAGUUUCAUGUGAAAAGAAAAGGCUAAUAAAUUUCAUGUGUUGAUCCUUAAUUCUAUAGUUAAAGAUUUAUUUCAUUUGUUAAUAGUAUUAUUGCUAUUAAUGAUUGGGCAUGA
This is a messenger RNA of Paramecium tetraurelia, 2082 nucleotides long. RefSeq lists its product as uncharacterized. The record is from RefSeq and is a predicted model, not a curated record. Gene Ontology annotation, biological process: phosphatidylinositol metabolic process. The transcript is spliced from 4 exons. Gene Ontology annotation, molecular function: phosphatidylinositol kinase activity. Lineage: Eukaryota; Ciliophora; Oligohymenophorea; Peniculida; Parameciidae.